Messenger RNA from Cajanus cajan (pigeon pea), 527 nucleotides. RefSeq names its product histone deacetylase-like protein. The record is from RefSeq and is a predicted model, not a curated record. NCBI's taxonomy places the organism in Eukaryota, Viridiplantae, Streptophyta, Magnoliopsida, Fabales, Fabaceae. Gene Ontology annotation, molecular function: zinc ion binding.
GAUGGUAAAGUGGGGAAGUUUGAUUGCAUAGAAGGGAGGAAGAGGGUAUUGGAAGGCUGAGAAAGAUUCUGGGUUGAAGGGUAAUGGCUUCGUCUUCUUCAGUGCCGGAAGGUUUAGGUUUAAGUGAAGAAGAUGGCUCUGAAUCGGGAUGGGUGGCUGCUAGAACUUCCUGCGACCACCUGGGCGCCUUAUCCGACGAUCUGAGUCACAUUCCGACUCCUGGCACUCACUGCAACACGUGCCAACACCCCACCGAAAACUGGUUGUGCCUUUCGUGUAAGCAGGUUCUGUGCAGCCGUUUUGUGAACAAGCACAUGCUCCACCACUUUCACCUCACUAACGCAAAUCAUAGCGUUGCCCUCAGUUUUAGUGAUCUCUCCGUCUGGUGUUUCUCCUGCGACGCCUACUUGGAUGCUCAACUCAUUCCCCAACUGCGUCCUGUUUAUCAACUAGCCUAUAUACUGAAAUUUGGUGAGCCUCCACCACUCCUCCCAUCAGAUCAGCAUCACCUUCCAUCUGCAACUUCA